UAGGAUAUUUUUCCUGCAGUGCUCAUGGCACUUUCUAGAUCUCUUGUUUUUGCUUUGAUCUGUUGGGUUAUAUUCAUCGGUCUCGAUGCACAAGAAACCACAAGUAUAAACUGUGACAUAACACCCAACCCUCUCAUGCUGUCAUCCUUUGUGGAUGAAUAUACAGGUGAUAUAGAAUGGAUUACAAAUAUCCCACCCAAUGUAAAUUUGACGUUAGAAGAAUAUUUAUUCCCUGAACACUUACCAUAUGUGGAGCUACUAAAUAAUUUUGGAUCUAAUAAUGCAACAGUGAGGACUCGUAGGCCAUUGGAUGUUGAUUCUAUUGAGAGUGACCGUCUCUUUUAUGCUGUUGUUUGCCAAAGGAUUGGAACGGCUGACAAGAUAGAGAAUGCACGUGUUGUAAUCUUACAGGAUAUAAAUGACAAUUCUCCAGAAUUUCUACAGACUCAGUAUAACACUUCAGUAUCAGAGGUAUCUGAAGUAAAUUUCACAGUUAUAAAAGUGGAAGCUCAGGAUAAAGAUCUGUCACCUGCAUUCAGUCUCAUUAGUUACAGUCUUUGGGGUCCAAACUCCGAUUACUUUUAUAUAAGGGAAGGAGAUGGGAACAUCAUGGUGAAAAAACCUUUGGAUUACAACAAGAUCAGCCUUUUCAAUUUAACAGUCCAAGCAAAGGAAAGACUUGGAAACAACAGUGGUAAUGCAUCAUUACUAAUUAAUGUACGGGAUUAUGACACGUUGAACCCCUAUUUCAGUCAAUCAGUGUACAACGGAACAAUCAGUGAAAAACAGAUUGGUCCUCUGGCUGUUCUCCCAGAGAAGAUAUUAGCUAAAGAUGGAGACACAGGUAUAAAUGAAAAGAUAUUUUACAGCAUCAAACUAGUGAACCCUCCUGCCUACAACAACAGUUUUUCAAUCGAUGCAGACAGUGGAGUGCUGAAAGUAGAUACUGAAGUUGACAGAGAAAAAUGUCCUUAUCUUAUUGUUGGCCUCCAGGCAGCUCAGCAGGACAAUAAUCUCAAAACAGCUGAUGCAAUAGUGCUGGUUACUAUUGAAGAUGUGAAUGAUAAUUCUCCAGUACUGUCACAAGCAAACUACAAUGUCUCAAUUCCAGAAAACUCCCCAGAUGGGAUGGAAGUUCUUCAAGUAACAGCUAUUGACGAAGAUGAGGGAGGCUUCCAAGGAACGUUCAUUCUUGCUCCGGCUGACAGUCCCUUCCAGCUAAGUGAAGCUGGGAUCCUAACUGUGAGGAACUCCACUCUGUUAGACAGGGAGAAAAUACCGUCUAUCCACCUACAGGUUGCUGCUAGAGAUCAUUUGCCACCUUACUUUGAGGUGCAGUCUGCAAUCAAUAUAUUGCUACUGGAUGAAAAUGACAACACCCCCACUUUUAGAGGCACACCAUAUCAAGAGGAGAUUUUCAUCAACAUGACUGCAGGAAUGUCCAUUCUUCAGGUUGCAGCUGAUGAUCCAGAUGAUGGCAUAAAUGGAGAGAUAAGGUUUAUCUUAGCAGGCGGCAAUGAAGAUGGAUACUUUGAAUUGAAUACAUCCACAGGACAAAUCAGUUUAAAAACAGUGAUCCCAUUAGGAGUCAACCAGCUUAAGAACUUUGUCUUGUGGAUAACAGCUACUGAUGGUGGGCUGGUUCCAAGAAGUUCGUCAGUUCCCGUACACAUCUUUGCAGUUGGAGAUUCCAGACCUCAGUUUAUUCGCAAAGUGUAUAAUGCAUCUGUGGAAGAAGAGCUGGCCAGCCAUGUUGAAGUAGCGAGAGUAGAAUUUGAGUCUUUAGAUCCCCAUAUACCAGUAACAUUUAAAGUACUGACAGAAUCAGCUACAUUUGACAUCGAUGUCAAUGGAAUCAUCUGGACAAAAACCAAACUGGACUAUGAGUCUCAGAGUAAUUACACCCUAAAUAUUUCCUUGUCAGAUGGAAAUGCUACUGACUAUGCUACCGUGUUUAUCAGAGUUACAGAUGUCAAUGACAACAGUCCUGUGUUUGGUGUAACCAGCACUACCAUUAAUAUUUUGGAGAAUGCGCCAGUUGGAACUAUUGUUAUCAACGUGUCAGCUACUGAUGUGGAUGAGGACUUCAAUGGAUUUGUGGUUUAUACUCUGAAAGGUGGAGAGGGAAAAACAGAUAUUGACUCAUCAGGAUCAAUUUUGCUGGAAAAGGAACUGGACAGAGAAGCACAAGAAUUCUAUAACUUAACUGUUAUUGCCAGUGACCAAGGUCAACCCGUGCUCUCUACAGCACUCAAUCUGACAGUCAUCGUUGAUGAUGUGAAUGACAAUCCUCCAGUCUUCAUAUCAAGUAGAUAUGAAAUGAGUGUCAUUGAAGAUGAAGUGCUUGGGAAGACACUACUGACAGUGUCUGCUACCGAUUUGGAUGCUGGGGCCAAUGCUAUGGUGAAGUACAGAAUUGUCAGCCAGCGCCCUUCAACCUCCUUGCCUGUGUUUCUUGUCAAUAUGACCACGGGCCAGCUCAGCCUAAGCCAGCAACUGGAUUAUGAAACCGUAAAGCAAUUUGAAGUAGAAGUGGAGGCAUCAGAUGGAGGGCAGCCAAGUCUCAGCACUACCACACUUGUUCUUCUCCAUGUGCUAGACAUCAAUGAUAACCCACCAGAAUUUAAUCAGGCAGCUUAUGAUGUAUUUGUUUUUGAAAGCAUACAAAAGGGUAGUCCUAUCUACGCGUUCAGUAUUACUGACAAGGACGAGGCUGGCUUUUCUCAGGGACACUUUGUUCAUAACAGUACUUUGUUUACUGUGGAUAUCCCUGGAGUACUUUCAUUAAGGAAUGACACAGAACUGGACAGGGAGACUGCAUCUGGAUUUACUUUACAAGUAUGGGCAGUUGAUGCUGAAACGAACGGGCUUAAUUCAAGCGCCUUGUUCCAUAUCACAGUCCUGGAUGUCAAUGAUAAUAACCCAGAGUUUCAGAUGCUGCCGUACAGUUUUGCAGUCCUAGAGGGAGAUUACAUAUUAGGUGCUCCUGCUGUCGUUGGACAUGUAGCUGCUACGGAUUUGGAUGAAGGAGAGAAUGCGCGAAUUACAUAUUACGUAUCAGCUGUGGAUGGGGAUAAUCCGUAUGCCAUCCAACAGGAUGGAACCAUUUUGGUUAACGGCUAUGUAGACCGAGAAACCAAAGAGAAUUAUGAGCUGCUGUUGGUGGCAUCUGAUAAUGGAGUACCUCAGAGGCAGAAUUUCACAUAUGUCAGCAUUCAAGUAUUAGAUGUGAAUGAUAACCCUCCUCAAUUUAUGAAAACACAAUACUCAGCCAGCGUACGUGUAGCAACGGCAAAAGAAGCAGUUUCUGUACUGUCGGUGUCUGCUACUGACCUUGAUGUUGGGAACAAUUCUGUUAUUUCAUACAGUUUCAUGAACCAUUCUGAUGAUUUCCAUAUAAAUAACCAUACUGGAGAAAUCACUCUCAGCACUAAUUUGGCCCAUAUUACAGCUGAUGCAGUCAUUACACUGAUAGUUAUUGCUGCUGACCAUGGAGUUCCUCAGCUUACAUCAAAUGCCUCUGUUACUCUCUACUUGCUGGUAAAUAACACUGACUUUGGACUGAUUUUUGAGAGCUCCAUCUAUGAGUUCAGCAUUCCAGAAGAGGAACCGAUCAGGACUGCCGUUGGCUCUGUGAAGGCUCUGACUGGAAGCCAAGCUGUACAAGUAGUAUAUUCUCUGAAAUCACAUAGUGACAAGUUCUCUAUUAGUGAGCAAGGAGACAUUAUGACUCUUGCCAGGCUAGACCGAGAAGAAGACGACCUCUACAGCAUCAUUGUAGAAGCAGUUGAUUCUGUGGUGCCACCCAAUACAGCUGUUGCUUUGGUAACUGUCAGGCUGAAUGACAUCAAUGACAAUCCUCCAGUUUUCUCAACAUUGAUUCAGACUAAACUAUCAGCUCGUGAGAAUGAAAGCAUGCUAGACUUGGGCAUAUUUUCUGCUACUGACCUGGAUAUAGGAGUUAAUGCACUUUUAAGCUAUUCUUUGCAAGAUGAUUUUGCUGGAAUGUUCCAUAUUAAUAGUUCCACUGGCAAGCUGAUGACAAUGCAAUCCUUAGACAGAGAAAUGACGGACAGUUAUGAACUGAAAAUAAUAGUUACUGAUUCUGGCAAACCGUCACAAUCUGCAAGCUUGGUUUUAAGCAUCACUGUAGAAGAUGUGAAUGACAACCCACCAGUGUUCCCCCAGAAAUCGUACACUGUGGCUGUAAAAGAGAAUGAGCCUCCACAUGUGAUUUUGAGUGCAACAGCCAUGGAUAAAGACAUAGGGUACAAUGCUAUUAUUCGUUACACUAUAAUUGGAGAGACUUCUUCAUUUUAUGUUGGAGAACUUUCUGGAAAUAUUACAACUGUUCAACCUCUGGACUAUGAAAGUUGUGCCCAGCAUACAUUUAUUCUGAAAGCUUUCAAUCCUGCAGAACCAUAUUUACAGGACACAGCAAACAUUACAGUUACCGUGGAAGAUCUUAAUGAAGAAGCACCCCUAUUUGACAAGCCCUCAUAUCACCAGAUCCUUCCUGACAAUUCUACAGCUGGCACACUGGUAGUAGAUAUCAAUGCAAGAGAUGAAAACAAAAGUUAUGAUGAAGGCAUAUUCUACAAUAUUACAGAUGGAAACUCAGAAGGCCUGUUUAAUCUUUCCAGUACCACAGGACAACUCACUUUAACAAGAGACUUGUCAAAGCAGACUGUUCCUCUGUAUUACUCUUUGACAGUCACUGCUACGGAUUUGGGUCUGCCACCUCUUUCAUCUUCUGUCAAGGUGUCAGUAAUGAUUGCUCCCAUCAACAUUUCAUUCCCAGUGUUCUCUGAAGCAGUCUAUCAACCUGCCCCUCUGAGUGAGAAGGCGCUGCCAGAUACUUUCGUAGUACAGAUCAGUGUGUUGUAUAAGGUCCCCGUGAUAUACAGUAUUGUAUCUGGUGAUGUAAACGGGUAUUUUAUAUCGAUCCAUCCACUGGUAUCAUAAGAACAAGAAAGAAUUUGACAGUAGAACACUUUCC
Struthio camelus australis is the source of this 4999-nucleotide messenger RNA. RefSeq names its product protocadherin Fat 4. Gene Ontology annotation, cellular component: plasma membrane. The record is from RefSeq and is a predicted model, not a curated record. Gene Ontology annotation, molecular function: calcium ion binding. Gene Ontology annotation, biological process: homophilic cell-cell adhesion. Lineage: Eukaryota; Metazoa; Chordata; Aves; Struthioniformes; Struthionidae.